GUCAAGUGUUCAUUUGAGCUUACUAUCGAUUGAUCCCUCUCUUGACCACCUAAAGCUGAGGAAAGGAUAAGCCACAAGAAAUGGUGAGAGCCCCUUUCUUUGACAAAAAUGGACUCAAGAAAGGAGCAUGGAGUCAAGAAGAAGACGAUAAGUUGAGAGCUUAUGUACAGAGAUAUGGCCAUUGGAAUUGGCGUGAACUUCCCAAGUUUGCAGGACUAUCAAGAUGUGGAAAGAGUUGCAGACUCCGAUGGAUUAACUACCUUCGGCCUGGAGUAAAGCAUGGAAACUACUCUAAGGAGGAAGAAGAUUUGAUCAUCAGAUUGCAUGAACAAUUUGGAAAUAAAUGGUCAAAGAUUGCAGCAAAAUUACCAGGAAGAACGGAUAAUGAGAUCAAGAACUACUGGCACUCCCAUCUAAAGAGGCGAGCGAAGAAAAGUGAAAGUUCAAAUGGCAUGAAAGAGCAGUGUUCAACUGAAACUUUAUGCGAAGUUAGCCAAACUAGGAAUCUGAAAAUAGAGAGUUAUAUUGCAAAAACCCCAUAUUCUCACCCAAUAUUAGAAAGUUACCCUUUAUCGGCGGAGCCAUCUUCAAGUGAAGUUUCUCACUUGAGCUCCGCAGAUUCUUGUUUGGUUACUGCAUCUGCUACAAGUUGUAAUGUGGAAGAUAGAGUCUCUUAUUCUUUUGAAACAUUCGAAGAUACAAGUGGAGAUUUUUGGACCCAACCCUUUGUGGCUGAUCAAGAUGGUUACAUAUUAUCAGUGUUAGAUGGAGGAUUUACCUCUCCAUCUUUCACAAGUUAUGAUGAUAGUGUAGAUUUGUUCUACCAGGUGAUGAAAGAACUUUCAGGAAAUUAGUUUAGUUUUUGCUAUAUAUAUAUAUAUAUAUAGAGAGAGAGAGAGAGAGAGAGAGAGAGAGUUACAGCGAACGGACACAAUAUACAUAUGUUUAUGUGUAACGAAGCAAAAACUAUAUAUAUUAAUGUUAUCACAUGAUGAUUCUUCAUCAUAA
Jatropha curcas is the source of this 1008-nucleotide messenger RNA. RefSeq names its product transcription factor MYB15. The record is from RefSeq and is a predicted model, not a curated record. Lineage: Eukaryota; Viridiplantae; Streptophyta; Magnoliopsida; Malpighiales; Euphorbiaceae.